Molecule: messenger RNA, 1905 nt
Organism: Medioppia subpectinata
Lineage: Eukaryota; Metazoa; Arthropoda; Arachnida; Sarcoptiformes; Oppiidae
Source: the annotation of a GenBank genome assembly
AUGCCUGUGUUUAAUCUGACGAUCAGAGCCCACGAUCACGGCAUCCCAUACCGAUCCACAUCUGUUCCCGUUUACAUACAUAAUCCCGAUUUCCUCAACAGAACCGUUGUCUUCAAGAUUGGAGACAAAGAGGAAAACGUGAUUAAACGCAAACUUGCGAUCGAAAGGGGUAUGGUUGAUUUAAGUGGCGCCCAAGUUCAUAUUUAUCAGAUUAGCCAAAAGGACAAACAAAAAGACGUGACAGACAUAAUGGCGUGGAUGGCAUACCCCUCACAAUCGGAAGUCAAUUUGGAUAAAACGCCCGCAAUAUUGAGUCAAAUCAUGGGAAAGGACUUCAACUCCGGAGAAACUGCCAACAAAUUUAUGACAACACAAAUCGCUGGCAACGAUUUCCGGCUACUUAUUUGGCUCCUUAUUAUAUUGAUUGCCGGAACUCUUGUCUUUUUAAUUAUAUUCUUGAUUUGUUGGUUCUGUUGCUGUCGAGACAGAUAUCGCCGCCAAAAACUGGACGAUUCGGAGAAAACUACUUAUUUGAAGACAUCGACCAAUGGUUCAGUUAUGAGACAUAAAGACAACAAAUCUAUUAAUGAAAGAUAUGAUAAAUCCAAUUAUCACAAGAGAUCCAACCAUUCGGUUCAGGCCUGGAAUGAAGGCGUUGGCGACCGAACGCAUUUGUCGAGUGGUUACAGACCUUCUUCUGCGCCAAACAACGACCAAAACCAUUACAUGCAAAGUGUGAGAGCAAACAGUUCCCAAUCAUAUCCCGAUCAGUAUUUGGCACAAAAUCCAUCACUUUAUCAACGAGUUUAUAAACUCAAUCGCAAUCAACGGACAAGAGUUGGUCCACAAUAUUAUGAUUCUUACGACGAAAAGGAUUACAGAAACGGAUUUCUAACCCAUCGACCAAACAAUCAAACGAUGCGAACAUUUAAAGGCGUCGAUAAUAUGGGAUAUUUGCGCACAACUAAUGAGCCCUACGUUAUCGACGAUUUCAACGAACACAACGCUGUGGUAGUGAACAGAUCCAGUCGUCCAACAGUACAUCCAUUACAUCCAUAUAAUGACAAUUUGGUCGCAUUCCCGAAACGCACGGAAAUUCUUUACAUUCAAAGCCCAACAAAAGGACGACCACAAGAGGAGGUGUUGAGAAGUAUCAGUCAAAACGAUGUGCCAUAUAAUGAAGACCAGGAUUUCGAGUCAGAUGUGUCUCAAACCGGUAAAGAAGGCGAAUUGAGAGUGAAAUUCGCGUCGAAGUCGAAACAGAGACACAUUUAUUUCAAUGACCAAAACAUGACAAUUCCAGAAGAAGUUGUUGUCGUCCCGGGAAUGAUGCCCAACAGUAUCGCUCAUAAUCAGCCCAUCUCUGGGACAUCUGCUUCUUAUGCUCAGAAUGACGACACAUCCAAAUCAAGUCAAAGAGUUUUGGUGAUCGACGACCAAAGGAGAGAAGGAUUAGACGCCAGGCUUGAAAAUGAGAGACUAUUGGGCGACACAAAUGUGUUGCAACCCAUUAAUGAAAGCAAUGAAAAUCUAAAUGAAAUUAUGAAUUAUAGUCCAUAUAAUGACGACAGCAUUCAUAUAACUUCUGUGAAAGGAGUUCCCGUCAGUAUUGAGUUAAAAGAGAGUAAAAACGGCACAAAUACCGAAACGACAAAAGAGUCGACAGAAAACACAAAUAAAAGACACAAAAAGAGUCGAAAGAAAGUAUUGACAAAAGAAAAUAGUUUUGAAACAUCGGAAAAGUCAUACGAUUCUGAUUCAGGAAUCGGUAAAACCAUUGCUAACGCGAACAUUGAUUUAGAUAUGAAAAACAGCGAUCUUAUGGAGAAGAAGAGCAUAUUUACGAUUGCAUACAAUGACGUCAAGACAAGGCAUUUACAAUCGGCUGAAUCUAACUUUGAAUAA